UCCUCUGCUAGUUGGCCUCAAAACCCUUCAUAUUUUGAUCAUUUUCUCUCUCAAUUUCAUGUGGGGUUAUCUGAAUCUCUCUGAAUUUGAUUAUUUUCUGUAUAUUAGAGGAUAAAGGUUGAGACUUCGUGGGGGUUAGAGAUAUUUAUUGAGAGAAAGGAAGGAACUUUGGUGUGGGAGAAGGGAAAUUAGAAUUGGGUUUGAGAUAAUAAGGAUGAAGAUUCAGUGCAACGUGUGUGAAGCUGCAGAGGCCAAGGUUCUAUGCUGUGCUGAUGAGGCGGCGCUGUGUUGGGAAUGUGAUGAGAAGGUUCAUGCAGCGAACAAGCUCGCCAGCAAGCACCAGAGAGUUCCUCUUUCUAUCUCUUCCUCUCAUAUGCCCAAAUGUGAUAUUUGUCAGGAAGCAUUUGGCUAUUUCUUCUGUCUGGAGGAUCGGGCUUUGCUCUGCAGAAAAUGUGAUUUGGCAAUACACACUGCAAAUGCUUAUGUCUCUGGUCAUCAAAGGUUUCUUCUCACUGGUGUAAGAGUAGGUCUUGAAGCCACUGAGCCUGGUGCUUCUUCAACUUCUCUGAAGUCAGAUUCUGGGGAGAAAAUUUCGGAUACAAAGUCGUCUUCUGUCUCUAGAAAGGUUUCUACAAUGCCCCAGUCAUCAGAUUACAAUGAAGUGUUACCCAUUGGAGGAGCUGGCGAGUUUCCUCCAGCUAAGGUAUCUUAUGGUGGUGGUUCUACAGCUGGAAACAUCUCACAGUGGCAGAUUGAUGAAUUUCUUGGCCUAAAUGAUUUCAGUCAGGAUUAUAAUUACAUGGAAGGAUCAUCAAGGGCUGACAGUGAUAAGCUUGGGGAUUCUGAUUCUCCUGUUUUAAGAUCCAGUGAAGAGGAAAUGGAUGAUGAUGGCUACUUGGGACGUGUUCCGGAUUCAUCCUGGACAGUUCCUCAGAUUCCUUCCCCUCCUACAGCUUCAGGGUUAUACUGGCCCAAAGACCCUCAACAUUUACCUGAUAGUGCUCUCUUUGUUCCUGACAUACACUUUUCUAGCAUGCAACAAUCUCAGAAUAGUAGUGUGUUUUCAAGACGGAGGAGGCAUUUUUGAUUUGUUUCCUCUGAUUUAUAACUUGGAGAUAAUACUUUUUUAUUUGUUAUCUGGUAAUGAUGCUAAGUGCUCCCCUCUUACAGAGAAGUUUAAAAGGCUUUUCAGUUAAGUUUGGUCUUGUAGCAUUCUCACUUACCGUUCUAGAAUUCAAUGUAGAUGCAUCUAUUUGGUUAUCAUAGAGAUCUUGUUCAAUAUUGGAUUGGUUUUGCUCCUUCA
Gastrolobium bilobum is the source of this 1303-nucleotide messenger RNA. RefSeq names its product B-box zinc finger protein 22. NCBI's taxonomy places the organism in Eukaryota, Viridiplantae, Streptophyta, Magnoliopsida, Fabales, Fabaceae. The coding region runs from base 215 to 1087 and encodes 290 amino acids. Gene Ontology annotation, cellular component: nucleus. Gene Ontology annotation, molecular function: zinc ion binding. Gene Ontology annotation, biological process: photomorphogenesis; regulation of DNA-templated transcription. The record is from RefSeq and is a predicted model, not a curated record. The transcript has 3 exons.